Schistocerca nitens (vagrant locust) is the source of this 769-nucleotide messenger RNA. RefSeq names its product trypsin delta-like. Gene Ontology annotation, biological process: proteolysis. Bases 1 to 624 code for a protein of 207 amino acids. The record is from RefSeq and is a predicted model, not a curated record. The transcript has 2 exons. Gene Ontology annotation, molecular function: serine-type endopeptidase activity. Lineage: Eukaryota; Metazoa; Arthropoda; Insecta; Orthoptera; Acrididae.
AUGUCCAAGUCCGCCGCCGUCCUCUGCCUGCUGGUCGCUGCCUGCAGCGCCGCGCCCUCCACCAGGCACCGUAGGCUCACACCUGUCCUCGACGGCCGCAUCGUGGGCGGUGAGCCGGUGGACAUCUCGCAGUUCCCCUGGCAGGUCUCGCUGCAGGUUUACGAAUCCCAUCAUUGUGGUGGCUCCAUCAUCAGCUCCACGUGGGUCCUGUUGGCAGCGCACUGCCUCAACCGUUUAUUCGCAAGCAUGCUGUCCGUGCGAGUGGUCAGCCUCGGCAACUCGGAGCUCGCUGCAGGCACAGCAGUGACCAUUACGGGUUGGGGCGACCUCUCCUAUGGGGGAAACCACACGGAACAGCUACUGGCGGUCACCACGCACAUCGUUGAGCGGAGUGAGUGUAACGCGGCGUACGGCGGGAGGAUCACGGAGCGCAUGAUCUGCGCCGGCGAAAAGGAGGGCGGCAAGGACUCGUGCCAGGGCGACAGCGGCGGACCCCUGGUGGUGGGAUCCACACAGUAUGGAGUUGUCUCUUGGGGCACAGGAUGUGCAUAUCCCGGCUACCCAGGUGUCUACUCGAAUGUGCCUGCCGUGCGCUCCUGGAUAACCGAAAUAACCGGCGUGUAGGUGACUGUGAGACUUGUGUGUGCCAAGAUUGUAUAGGACUUUACAGCGAGAGGAUGUUUCAUCGUACACACUCGUACAGAAUUGUCGUCCAUACCAGCGUGUCCUCCAGAAUAGAUUCUACUAGAUAUAAUUUUUGUGCUACACA